Messenger RNA from Brassica rapa (field mustard), 1979 nucleotides. Its product is annotated as putative lipid-binding protein AIR1. Lineage: Eukaryota; Viridiplantae; Streptophyta; Magnoliopsida; Brassicales; Brassicaceae. The record is from RefSeq and is a predicted model, not a curated record.
AGUUGAGACCAUUAAAAAUCGAAAAAGAAAAAAAAAUAUAAUAAAAUUUAUCUAAAGAUUUUAUUAUUACAUUUUUAUUAGAUAAGAUAUAAUUUCUAUUAUAUUUUCUUGUUUUUUUUUAUAUUUUUAACCUUUUAAUAAUUUUAUUACAGGUAAAUCUCUAUUACAUUUUUAUUAGAUAAGACAUAAUUUUUAUUAUAUUUUUAUACAUUUUUAACCUUUUAAUAGUUUUAUUACAGGUAAAUCUUUAGAUAAUUUUUAUUAUCUUUUCUGGGUUUUUACAUUUUUAAUUGAUACAUAUAUGAUGUUGAUGUUAGAAACCUAUCAAACUCAUAUAUUUACAAAAAAAAAUUAAAAGUGCUAAUUUUGAAAAUGUAGGUUACUAAUUUUUAGAUAACAUUAUAAAACUUUUAAUUUUUUGAUUUUUUUGGAUUUUUAACAGUAAAACCCCUAAUAUAGAAACCCCUAAACUAAAAAUUUACCGGUAGUAAUGGUAAUUAUGACCUAUUAGAUUCAUUAAAUAAAGUUAGUUUGAAGUUUUUUUUGUUAAAUAAAUAGUUUGGAAAUUUUUUCCCAAAAUAAACUUAGCCAAAGGGUUUUAAAGAUAAAAAUCUUAUUGCAGUAAUAGAGACAGUUUCAAAUAUAUAUAUAUAUAUUCAGUUUUUUCAUCUUGGGUAUCUUUUAAUACACUGCAAUAAAAUCAUAUAUGAUGAACUCCUGUGAAAUUACGUAUGUCAUCAAAAAUAUGUUUGAACGUUAAACAACAAACAAAACGAUUAUCUCCUUUCAUUUUGUCACGGCUCCCACUGCUAUUUAUAUUAGUCUGUAUCAUCUUUGAACCUGCCUAUUCCACCUAAAAAUUUGUAGAUUUUGUAAAUAAAGUUUGUACUAUUUAUUUCCAAACUUAAAAUUAUAAAACAGUCAAAAUUUAUAAAUUGUAAAUAAUACUCUUGAUUAAAUUGAGACGCUUCAGAUUUGCUUCCCGGAGUUCAACAUCACUUAUGUUCCACGAGCGCGAAAUCAGUUUUCAGAUAUUUUAGCUAAGACUGCUAGAUCUUUCCAUAGGAAGUUAUAUUUUAUUGGUUGUUCAAUUCCGGUCUGGUUACUCAGACCACCUCAAGCUUGAAUAAUAUAAUAGCUUUUGAACGUCAAAAAAAAAAAAAAAACGUGGAGACAGGGUGUAGUGUAGUGGCUAACAAACUUAUAGUAGUAGUUUAGUCUUUGUACAAUAUUCUUUUUUAUGACUCUCCUAUAGAAAAUUCUAUAAAUAUCCACUAAAACGCCAUAAUUUAUCUCCACCCUUCUCAAAGAAUAUAAACACACUACUACUUGAGAUUUUGUUUCAGAUUUUUCUGGUACACAAACAAAUGGCUCCAAGAACCUCUCUUGCACUCUUCCUUUUCCUUAACCUCCUCUUCUUCACUUACACUACUGCUCAAGGCACUUGUCCUAGAAAUGCCCUUCAGAUCGGUGCUUGCACUAAUGUGCUCAAUGCAAUUGACUUAACAUUAGGAAACCCACCGCCACCAGUACCGCCGUGCUGCUCGCUCAUUGCAGGCUUGGCUGACCUUGAGGCUGCAGUCUGUCUCUGUACCGCGCUGGACGUUAACGUUCUUGGCAACAACGUUCACCUUCCCAUCGAUAUCAGCGUACUUUUAAAUGCUUGUAGCAGAUUUGCUCCACCAAGUUUCCAAUGCCCGUAAGUUGAAUACGUAUGAGAUAUCUGAAGACAUACCGAAAAAAUAAAGGUUGAACUUGUUGCCUGUAGUCUUUUGCUUUUAAACUGGUGAUUUCUUUUGUAUUUGUAACUUUCUUCGAUUGAAUAAAAUGAUGAGUGUAACGUUCUCAUGCAAUAAUGGGUUUGUGUGUGUAAUCGCCAUGUUCGUUGCCCUUUUACUUCAUUGUUCUACCUUACCUUCGUUUGUAAAACGUUUCGUUCGAAUUUGAUUAAUAAAAGCUUCAAUCGGUGUUAUUGUCUA